Colletotrichum graminicola M1.001 is the source of this 162-nucleotide messenger RNA. RefSeq lists its product as uncharacterized. The record is from RefSeq and is a predicted model, not a curated record. NCBI's taxonomy places the organism in Eukaryota, Fungi, Ascomycota, Sordariomycetes, Glomerellales, Glomerellaceae. Bases 1 to 162 code for a protein of 53 amino acids. The transcript has a single exon.
AUGUUCUAUCGCAAGAAGAAGUCUGCUAGUGAGCUGCCUGAGGUUUUCGGCUAUGACCGCGACGCGCUUGUCUCACUGGUGAAGCGCCGCUACCAGCUACUCGUCGACAUCGGCCACCUGCACCCAGAGGCCGUUCGGGCGCCGUCCAAGCCGGCGGUGUAG